AUGGAUCCAGCACAAAUUAUCCCUCAGAUCGCAUCCCUGUCCGUUCGGGACAGUCCUGCCAAGCGUCUAAACGACGACGUCCUGCGCCUCAUCUUUGAGGAGACUGUUCUAGGGCAACAUGACAAGAUACCUGAUCGCAAUAAACAAGCACUGACUCUGCUCCUCGUUUGUCGGAAGUGGAACCUGGUGGCCUCUACAACACCCAGGCUUUGGACUUCUCUGGGUAUUCGACUGCCUGCUGAACACACCGUGUGUGCUCCCCAAAUUAUGGAUCGUAUCGACAGGUGGUUCGGAAGGUGUGGAAGCAUGCCGAUUUCUCUUGUGCUCCAGGCUAUUCCCCACCCAAAGCAACUCCACAGGCUUCUGAACCCGUCUCCCGGCCCCUUUCCGAUCAUCAGGAGUGAUUUAGAGUCGUUCAAGCCUCUCGCCUCCAGGCUCAAGGUGCUCAGCCUGGAUGCAGAUAAAGGCUCGACACUCUUUGAAUCCUUACAGGUUUCAAACAACCAUUAUUCUUGGGCUUCUGUCGUCUGGUCCGAGCUGGAGACCCUCGUCAUCACUAACCCCGCGAGCUACACGAUCUCGGACUCCGAUGUCAAUGUUUACUGUAUGGGGUCGAUGCCUCGUCUCAACGAUCUGACUCUCACUCUCCAAUUCUCUCGCUUGAAGCUAUGGGAACAUUGCUUUCCCUGGCACCAGCUCACCCGGCUGGUCAUCGCCUUCCCCGUGUUCUGGGCAGUAGGUUUACAGGACGUUAUGUCUCUUCUUUCUCGAUGCGCGAAUGUGGAAGAGCUCAUUGUCACGUGGUGGGAUAUCCUCCCUGGCAACAAUCCCAACGUCAUUGGCUCAACGGUGACCUUUCCCGAGUUAAAGAAACUAAUCGUGUGUGACAGGUCCCAGGUCUACCAGGACAUCGGGUCCUUCCUGCAAGGUUUCAAAGCCCCCAAUCUGGAGACGCUAUCCAUCUCGGUGUUCAACCCCAGGGACUCGCCUGCAUAUAACGCUGAUGUCGGGGUCCAACUCACGGAGCUCAUUCGGCAGUGCCAAGGCACUCUCCGCGCUCUCAGGAUUGAGAACUUGCUGCUCCCGACCGGAGUCUUGACUGAAAUCCUUUUGCAGACGCAUAAUCUCCAGGUCCUCUCACUCGCCCAAAAACGGGUUGAUGUCCCAUUCCUGGAACAGUUCCGAUCCAACUGUGGGUUCCUUCCCAACCUUGAGGAGAUGGCGUUGAGAUUGGGUAUCCGGAUCUCGGAUCGGCGUCUUAUGUGGAAGCAUAUGGGGAAUUCAUCGAGUCUAGACAUGUUGUUGGUUGUGUUCCGCACAACGAGCAUUGUCAGUGUUUGA
Coprinopsis cinerea okayama7#130 is the source of this 1341-nucleotide messenger RNA. RefSeq lists its product as hypothetical. The transcript has a single exon. The record is from RefSeq and is a predicted model, not a curated record. Lineage: Eukaryota; Fungi; Basidiomycota; Agaricomycetes; Agaricales; Psathyrellaceae. Bases 1 to 1341 code for a protein of 446 amino acids.